Sphaeramia orbicularis (orbiculate cardinalfish) is the source of this 2052-nucleotide messenger RNA. RefSeq names its product double C2-like domains, beta (gene doc2b). Lineage: Eukaryota; Metazoa; Chordata; Actinopteri; Kurtiformes; Apogonidae. Bases 396 to 1622 code for a protein of 408 amino acids. The record is from RefSeq and is a predicted model, not a curated record. Gene Ontology annotation, cellular component: synapse; membrane. Gene Ontology annotation, biological process: regulation of calcium ion-dependent exocytosis; spontaneous neurotransmitter secretion; exocytosis. The transcript is spliced from 10 exons.
CCCUCACACACACUCUCUCUGCUCUCUCUUUCAGAUAGGCAGCGCAGACGUGGGCAGAGUGUGGGGGUAUAGGAAGAGGAGCGAGCGGGAGGGUAGGUAGUAAUGUGUGUGAGGCUGUCAGACAGCAUGGUCUGGGUCUGAGGACAGCACUGGAAGACGCAGCAACAGCAGCAGCAACAACAGCAACAGCCCUCCACACCUCCAUGUAGACUAGUGUAGUGACAUCCACAGAUCACCUGGACCCACCGGCAGCACCCACCCAGGACAACACCCGCCUCUUCAGGAAGAGCCAAAAGGAAGAAAAGCAGGAGUAACCCACGCUCUGCUUUUCUUCUUUUUUUUGUUUUUCUUUAGUUUUUUGGUUUUGGGAGUGGGCUCCGGGCUGGACCGCAUGCAUGACACAACGCAAAGGCGAGAAACCCACCAUCAGCAUCCAAGAGCACAUGGCCAUUGACGUGUGCCCUGGCCCCAUCCAGCCCAUCAAGCAGAUCUCCGACUACUUCCCCCGUUACCCGCGGGGCCUCCCCCCUGCUGUGCCCCCCCAACACCACGCCGGGUCCCUUCGCUCUGCCCUCUCCUCUUCAUCCUCAUCCUCGGCCGCAACCUCUACCACUGACAGCGACCGCCCCAAUGAGGAUAACCCGGACCGGGCUUUUGCCGGAGCCUCCGCCUCCUCGCAGGCCUCCAGAAAGGACGAGGAGCCCGACGUGGAGGGAUACGACUCGGACGACUCCACUACGCUGGGGACCUUGGACUUCAGUUUGCUGUACGAUCAGGAGAACAACGCACUGCACUGCACCAUUAACAAAGCCAAGCUUCCUAUCCCCAGAUACAAGAAGGGGCUCAAGCCAAUGGACCAUAAUGGGCUGUCAGACCCUUAUGUCAAGUUGCACCUACUGCCCGGAGCCAGUAAGGCCAAUAAACUUCGAACCAAGACCCUGCACAACACACUCAACCCUGUCUGGAGCGAGACCCUGACCUACUAUGGCAUUACAGAUGAGGAUAUGGUCCGCAAAACACUCAGGAUUUCAGUGUGUGAUGAGGACAAAUUCCGACACAACGAGUUCAUCGGGGAAACGCGAAUCCCCUUGAAGAAGCUCAAACCCAACCAAACGAAGAACUUCAACAACUGCCUGGAGAAACAGUUACCUGUCAACAAAACAGAGGAUAAAUCCCUGGAGGAACGAGGACGCAUCAUGAUUUCCCUCAAAUACAACACCCAGAAGUCCUGCUUGGUAGUGGGCAUCAUACGCUGUGCUCACCUCGCUGCCAUGGACGCCAAUGGCUUCUCUGACCCCUACGUCAAAACGUACCUGAAGCCUGAUGAGAACAAAAAGUCAAAGCACAAGACUGCGGUGAAAAAGAAGACCCUCAAUCCUGAGUUCAACGAGGAGUUCUGUUAUGACAUUAAAUAUGCAGACCUCACCAAGAAGACCUUGGAGGUGACCGUGUGGGACUAUGACAUUGGCAAGUCCAACGAUUUCAUAGGUGGUGUAUCCCUGGGCAUCAAUGCAAACGGGGAGAGGCUCAAACACUGGUUUGACUGCCUCAAAAACAAGGACAAGAAAAUCGAGCGCUGGCACACGUUGACCAAUGAAUUACCUGGUUCGUUAAAUGACUAAAGCUCCACCUCCUGCCGUUCGCCCUGUUGGCCCCGCCCCCGCCCUCCUUCCCUGAUGCACCAAAUUGGACUCCUGCCUUCAGAUUCCUCACUGGUCCCAGGUCGUCUCUGGAUUCUCCUCACGUCUGACCUACAGUGACCUGUGACACCUCCUUGGGAAUAUCUUUUCUCAGCAGGGCUCAAAAGAAAAUAUCCAAAUCCUUAGUGUUUGUUUUCAGUUCACCACCUUCACCUAUAUAGUAGGGGUUGCACCACUGUUCACAUACUUUUCUUUUGAGAGAAUUUCACUUAACAAAACUUUUAAGUUGAGCUUUAUGAUUGUGAUUUCUUGUAUAAUCAGUGAAAAUACAAGAAUCCUGUGCAAAAAUCCUUAACAGCAGCUACCUUACUUUACACCUACAGAAACCACAAACACACACACAAAAAAACAC